GUAGAAAAAUGAAGUUGGUCAGAUUCCUGAUGAAGUUGUCUCACGAGACCGUCAAUAUUGAAUUGAAGAACGGUACUCAGGUGUCCGGCACUAUCAUGGGAGUCGAUGUUGCGAUGAACACACAUCUUCGUGCCGUCUCAAUGACAGUUAAGAACAAGGAGCCAGUCAAACUCGACACGCUUUCAAUCAGAGGUAACAACAUCAGAUACAUCAUUUUGCCGGAUCCACUCGCUCUUGACACCCUUUUAAUCGACGAUGAACCAAGAAAGAAGGCCCGUGCCGCUCGCGCCGGAGCUUCACGUGGACGUGGUCGUGGUGGAAUGCGCGGAGGAAGAGGAGGUCGUGGUCGCGGACGCGGAGGACCACGCGGAGGCGGUCCACGUCGUUAAGCUAUCAUCGGGUCAUAGCAAAUUUGAGUAUCGAACGUCCUAUACUUUUGUAUCACGUUCCUCAAGUUUAAUUCACAUUUUGUUCCCGUUAAAGUUGCUGACUUUUGUUUAAAUCUUUUGAAAUAAUUUAUUACGGCUUUCCGAGUCAACACAAAUUUCCCAAGUUUCGCAGCCCGUGAGAACAACUGUACUUUAUUUUGUUGUUACGUUCUGAUCUCUAUAAAUUUCUUCAAUUC
This is a messenger RNA of Caenorhabditis elegans, 625 nucleotides long. RefSeq names its product putative small nuclear ribonucleoprotein Sm D1 (gene snr-3). Gene Ontology annotation, biological process: RNA processing; spliceosomal snRNP assembly. Gene Ontology annotation, cellular component: nucleus; cytoplasm; cytosol. The record is from RefSeq and is marked reviewed. The coding region runs from base 9 to 389 and encodes 126 amino acids. Gene Ontology annotation, molecular function: RNA binding. NCBI's taxonomy places the organism in Eukaryota, Metazoa, Nematoda, Chromadorea, Rhabditida, Rhabditidae. The transcript has 4 exons.